AUGGAAAGUAACGAUGUCGAAGAGGUUCCUAAGGAGCAACCCCUUGUUGACCCGUCCUCUCCACCGAUCCACCGAUCGUCAACUGUCAGCACGCUCCAUCACAAUAAAUUUAAUGAUUCAUUCUUGUCAAGAGUGCGCUCAUUCUUCAAGAGAGAAGACCACAUAGGUCAUGUGUCCCAGCACCCAUUACGAGAUAAGGAAGAUAUCGAAAUACACACAUGGAAUGGCCCUGAUGACCCUGACAACCCUUUCAAUUGGAGCAAAACCUAUAAGUGGGUGUUGACUCUGACAGUCUGCUUCAUUUCCAUUCUGACAGGCCUCCCCGCGGGAUCGUACGGUGCAGGGAAUAAUUACAUGGAGCAACGGUUCCAUGUGCAGAAUACCCCAUUCCCCAAUCUGGCUUGGGCCACAACAUCCUGGAACAUGGGAGCCGCUUUUUGGCCACUCAUCUUCGUCCCAUUGACCGAAUCCUCGGGCCGGAUGCCAGGAUAUUUCAUCGCUUAUUUUAUCCUCGUCGUCUCCCUGUUCCCGUCGGCAUUCGCGCAGAACUUUGCAACACUUGUUGUUACCAGGUUCUUUGGUGGUGGUGCUUCUUCUGUCAGCAUCAACAUUGUCGGUGGCAGCAUUAGUGAUGUCUGGUAUGGUGAUAAAGCUCGCAGUCUACCAAUGUCAUUGUUCGGGUUCACAAGUGUUAUUGGAAUCGCGCUGGGGCCAUUUGUGGGUGCUGCUAUUCAGACCAUCCACAAGAACGAUCCAUGGAGAUGGAUAUUCUACAUCCAAAUCAUCUACAAUGCUGCAUUGAUCCCGGUAUUCUGGCUGAUUCUUCGCGAGACUCGUGCAGACGUUAUCUUAAAGAAGCGAGCUAAAAGACUUCGCAAGGAGACUGGCAGACACAUUUAUGCGGAAGCCGACCUUGACACCACUAGUAUAUGGAAACUACUUCAGGUUUCCUUCGAGCGACCGACCCGAAUGCUCGUCACCGAGCCGGUGGUCAUAUUCUUCACCCUUUGGGUCAGCUUUGCAUGGGGAAUUCUGUUCCUCUUCUUCUCAAGCGUUUCGCAAACGUUCAGUCACAAUUACGGCUGGGGUACUUUUACUACCGGUCUUGUCCAGCUCGCUAUCUCUGUUGGCGCGGUGAUUGGCACGGUCUUCAAUCCGAUCCAAGACUGGAUCUAUCUACGCUCAGCCAAGAGAAACCGGGAGCAGCCUGGCCGACCAAUUCCGGAGGCACGUCUUUAUACCUCAAUUCCUGGAAGCUUGCUUUUUGCGGGAGGUCUAUUCUGGUAUGGAUGGGCAAGUGUUGGGGAUGGAUCGAUUCACUGGAUUGUGCCUACUCUUGGCAUUGGAUGCACAGGUGUUGGAAUCUAUAGCAUCUACAUGGCUGUUGUGAACUAUUUGACUGACGCCUAUGAGAAAUACGCUGCAUCGGCGCUUUCUGCGGCUUCGCUGGGGCGGAAUACGUUUGGCGCUUUUUUGCCCCUUGCCUCCUACGAGCUUUUUGAGACUCUAGGUUAUGGGUGGGCUGGCUCGUUGCUAGGAUUCGUUGGAGUCGCUCUUUCUGUUGUCCCCGUUGUCUUGGUACUUAAAGGGCCGGAUAUUAGACGCCGCAGUCCGUUCAUGCGCGAGUCGACGUUUGACUCAGGAGAGUCAUUUGAGCCGGGGGCGCCGGAGAAGCCUAAUAUUUGA
Messenger RNA from Penicillium pulvis, 1686 nucleotides. RefSeq lists its product as uncharacterized. The record is from RefSeq and is a predicted model, not a curated record. The coding region runs from base 1 to 1686 and encodes 561 amino acids. NCBI's taxonomy places the organism in Eukaryota, Fungi, Ascomycota, Eurotiomycetes, Eurotiales, Aspergillaceae. Gene Ontology annotation, biological process: transmembrane transport. Gene Ontology annotation, molecular function: transmembrane transporter activity. The transcript is spliced from 4 exons.